Messenger RNA from Carassius carassius (crucian carp), 2536 nucleotides. RefSeq names its product E4F transcription factor 1 (gene e4f1). Lineage: Eukaryota; Metazoa; Chordata; Actinopteri; Cypriniformes; Cyprinidae. Gene Ontology annotation, biological process: regulation of transcription by RNA polymerase II. The record is from RefSeq and is a predicted model, not a curated record. Bases 16 to 2175 code for a protein of 719 amino acids. Gene Ontology annotation, molecular function: DNA-binding transcription factor activity; RNA polymerase II cis-regulatory region sequence-specific DNA binding. The transcript is spliced from 14 exons.
GGUCGUAAAUCCGCCAUGUUUGAAGCGUUGCGACAGAAGACGGAGGUCUGGAGCGACAUGACUGAAGAAAAUAAUAAUACGGCAGCAACAGAGACCGACCAAACGGAGCAUAGCAACAUCAUCACAAUCCAAACCACACUCGGAGACGAAGAUGAGGAUAUUCAUAAAUGUGGGAGAUGUCUGGAGGAGUUCUCCGCUCUGGAUGCUUUCAUCCAACAUAAACUCAGCAGGAGCUGCAAGCAUCCUCAGCAGGACCAUCAGGCAAAUGUUGUCCCAAAUGAAGGUGCUUCCACUGAUGUCAAACUGAGUGAAAAUGAUAGUUCAUCUGAUGAAGGGGGCACAUCGAAUGCAGACAAGAGAGAAAAAGCAGCAGCUGGAGGAAAAAAGAGAAGCCCCUCUGCAAGCGAGGAUGACAGAACCAGUUCUGCAAAAGUCGUUUGGAAGUUAAACGCAGAGGGACGAUACAUCUGCGACAUAUGUGAGAAGACCUUUAAAACGACAAAUAUUCUGAGAACCCACAUGUUCACGCACACUGACCAGAAGGACUUUAAGUGUGAAAUAUGCCAGACUGCUUUUAGGACCAAGGGUUCGUUGAUCCGACACAAACGUCGGCACACAGAUGAGCGUCCGUACCGCUGCAGUCAGUGUGGCCUGGCGUUCAGAGAGUCCGGAGCUCUAACCAGACAUCUGAAGUCUCUUACACCCUGCACUGAGAAGAAUCGUUACAGUCAGUGUAAAGAGAUACUUGUCAGCAAGGAUGGCGUUCGGAAAGAAGUUCUGCCGUCGCCUCCUGAACCUGAGAAGGAGCAAAUUCCUGUCGUGAGGGUUGUGGAAGCUGGUCAGGAAAUCAUCCAGAUCCAGGUGGUAGGACAAGUGCAACAUGUCGUGUCUCAGCCUCAAACUGCGACACUGGUGGAAGCCGACAAUCUCAUCUGCCAGGCCAUCAUAAACUCUGGCAUCGCGCUGGAAACCGAAGCCACCGAGGCGGCCGAGCAGGCAGAGGCCCGGUCACCUAAAGCAGUCCUGGAGACUCCUGAGACUGACGCCAGACUCACUGAAAUCCAGGUGACGGAGGAAUGUGUGGAGACAGUGGCUGAGGAAACACAAGAUUCGUCUGUGAAGGAAGACGAACCUGUCGAGUCAAAAUUAUACAAAUGUCCUCACUGCGAGCGUAUGUUCAAGACACUGACCUACCUGAGGCUCCAUGUCAAAGGGCAUGUCGGUUACAAGCCGUUUAAGUGCCUAACAUGUCAGAAGGAGUUCCUGAUGGGCCACGUGCUGAAGAAACACAUGGAGACGCACAUCAGCGAGCGGCGCUACAAAUGCGGAGAGUGCGGCAAGCAGUUUAAAGCCAUCGGACACGUGCGGGAACACAUGAAAGCACAUUCAGACGAGAGGCCGUACCAAUGCAGCUUCUGUGACAAGAGCUACAAGACCAAGAAUGCUCUGCAGGUCCACCACCGCACUCAUGGCGAGGAAAAGCCAUACGUGUGUCCGCACUGCUCCCGUGGCUUUCGGGAAAAGAGCGCUUUAGUGCGGCACAUACGACAUCACACGGGAGAAAAGCCCUUUAAGUGCUCCAAAUGCGGCCGGGGCUUUGCAGAGCAUGGCACGCUCAACCGUCACAUGCGAGCUAAAGGAGGCUGUUUUGCUGUGCAGCAGAAGGACUCUGAGGCGGCGGGGAGCUCUGAGGAGGUCGUAUCAGACGACCCUCAUGCAGUGCUGGUGGAGUUCUCCUCAGUGGUGGCCGACACUCAGGAAUACAUCAUAGGGGCACCAGCUGAGGAAGCAGCUCAAGCGGAGGAGGUGGCUAUAAUUCAAGACAAUCAGCAGCAGAUGGACAGUCACAUCAUGAAGGUGGUGCAGCAGAUCGUCAGCCAAUCACACGGAGGCCACCAGAUCAUCGUGCGCAACGUGGCCGCAGACGAGACCCCGGGCAUCUCGGACUGUGGAGACACCAUCACCAUCGCCACGCCUGAGAGCCUGACCGAGCAGGUGGCCAUGACACUCGCAAACGCCUUGAGCGAUGGCACCAUCCUCACCACGACAUCAGAGGGUGCCGUGGAGACAGUUACCAUGGUAACAGCUGAGAACAUUGAGACAAUGGAGCAAGAGGAGCAGUAUGUCAUCACUUCCCCCGACGAAGUGGAAAUCCAGACCAUGGUAGUGGUUUAAGAUGCAGGAUCUGUUCAUUUAAUAUGUUUCUUUUAUUACAUGAACAGCCGUGGCAUAGCAUUUCAUUUCAUGUUUUGCACUGCAAGGUGGAUUCAUAACUUUUGCUUAUGGAAACUUUCAAAAGUUUGUGUUUUGGGAUUUAAACCGAUUGUUUUCAAGCUGCACGUUAUACUAAAGAACUGAUGCCAUUUUUAGUUUUAUUUUCUAUAUCAGAUUUUCUCUGUUGCAUGGCAUAAAAUCAUAAACGACUUUCAUCUACUCAUCAUGAAUAUGUAACAUGACUUGUUGCCACCAAUAAUAGAGCCCAUAAAACAACUGGCAGGAAAUGAAAGUAUGAAACAUUAAAUAUAUAUUUUUUGUA